AUGCCAGGCACUGGCUCUCCGAAAGAAGACUACUUGCUCAUAAUUGUGGGCCCUCUGGAUCAUGCCUUUUUCAAAGAUUGGAGAACGCUCAAGGACGAAAUCCGGAAGGGUGUUAAAGAACAACCUGGUCAGACUGAAGUAGAAGCUGAUCCAACGAAACAUCAGAGCGUUGGCUGGUGCACUUUCAAAGACCUCAGUGAAGCGGAGAAAGCGUAUGGAAAACUCGAAUGCCAACGCUCGAUCCUCGUUCACCUAUAUAUCACCUCAACAGUUGACCGAAACUUUCAAUUACAUACAUGCAAUUGCAGUGAUUUCCACAAGAUCUUCCGCGACGUGGGCCGUGAUGGGCACUCAAAAACGACGUGCUUACCCUCUUCCGGCGCCGACUGGGCCGUUCUGCAUCGCAAAUCGUUAGUUAAUUUUGUGCCAAUACUUCAACUAAGACGCCGACCGCGAGAUGCGAUCGGACGAGGAGUUCAGCAUAGUUAUGGCCAGGCUACUCCUCAGACCUACGGCUACCCGUACGGUCAACCUCCUAACCAGAGCUACGGUCAGCUACCUCGCCAGAACUACAGCCAAGUUCCUAGCCAGAGCUACGCUCAGGUUCCCAGCCAAAGCUACGGUCCGGUUCCUGGCCAAAGCUACGGUCCGCUUUCUGGCCAGAGUUACAACCAGGCUCCCUCGUAUGAUUAUAGCAGGACAUCCCCCAUGACCGAUCCCGAAGUCUAUCCUCAAUCCGGCACAACCAGCGCAUAUCCUGGGGCUUAUCGAUCCUCAAGUUUCAGCACAGCCACGCCACUAUACGCUGCAAACCAGAGUGGAUUUCUAGUGAACAUGACCAAAGGCACCGCGCUCACGGAGUCUCGUGGAAUAUUCAUUCAAGGCAUAAGUUUCAAGGCGAAGAAAGAGAAUCUGGAAGACUUGUUCAAAGGGAAGAAAAUCACGCCCGUGGACUUCAGACUAUGUCGAGGUAAAGAAGGCAGAUUCAAUGGAUGUGUGACGGCGAGGUUCAACACACCAGAGGAGGCCAACGCAGCGAUACAGAAACUUGAUGGCUCCAAGCAUAUGGGCAGGCUUAUUACGGUGCGAUUGGAUAAGGAGAAGACGAUCGUGAAGCCGGAGUAUUCCGAGCCCUUGAUUGUUGAUGGAACUACACCUAGCCGAAAUGUACCUCUUUGA
This is a messenger RNA of Westerdykella ornata, 1179 nucleotides long. RefSeq lists its product as uncharacterized. Lineage: Eukaryota; Fungi; Ascomycota; Dothideomycetes; Pleosporales; Sporormiaceae. The record is from RefSeq and is a predicted model, not a curated record. Gene Ontology annotation, molecular function: mRNA binding. Bases 1 to 1179 code for a protein of 392 amino acids. The transcript is spliced from 3 exons. Gene Ontology annotation, cellular component: cytoplasm; ribonucleoprotein complex; nucleus.